AUGGCUUCCUUUAACAUCCUCGCCAUCUCUCUCCAUCUUCUUUCUGUCCUCCUCUUAUCAAAAACCCAACUUUCUCUCGCCCUAACCACCUCAGACAUCCAUGAUCUUCUCUCUCAAUAUGGCCUGCCACGUGGCUUACUUCCAGACAACGUAGAAUCCUACACACUCCAAUCAUCUGAUGGGUCUUUUGAAGUCUCACUUAAGACCCCAUGUUAUGUUCACUUUGACGAAGUUGUGUACUAUGAUAAAGAGAUCAAAGGGAAGUUGAGUUAUGGGUCUGUGCAUGAUGUGUCAGGGAUUCAAGCAAAGAAGCUUUUUGUUUGGUUGCCAGUUACUGGGAUUGAAGUUAGUAAGGCUGAUGCUGGUAUGGUUAAGUUCUUUGUAGGUCCUGUUUCUGAGGAGUUGCCUGCUCAGCAGUUUGAGGAUGUUCCUGCUUGUAAGAGGAAGGUUGGUGGGCUAAGGACAGAUUUGGAGUCCAUGGUGGAUGGUUCAGAGAUUUUGAUUUUUCAUAUGAAGGAUGUGAUAUGGACUAUUCAUCCUGGUUUGAGUUUGAAGCAUUUGCCCUUCUUAGUGGCAAGAGUUUUUGGUGAGAGUGAACGAAAUGGUAUAGAAGAAUCAAUUCCUUCCACUAUAGAGCAGAGGUGGGAGCAGACCAAAUCUUCUCAUGUUUUGCCUGCUCACUUUGAAGUUCUCCAGCUUAAUCUAUAUCUUUGA
Molecule: messenger RNA, 714 nt
Organism: Dovyalis caffra
Lineage: Eukaryota; Viridiplantae; Streptophyta; Magnoliopsida; Malpighiales; Salicaceae
Source: the annotation of a GenBank genome assembly